AUGUAUUAUCCACUCGAAGGGAUUAACCACUUAGAAAUCCCAGUUGAAGAUAUCCAAUCAGCGACCAAUGACAUGGCGGAUGAAUAUGUGAUUAGUUCAAACAAGGAAUUUACAACUUACAAAGCGCAGCUUUUUUGGUCUGGACAGCUGAUCGAUAUUGCUGCACAAUCAUAUGAUCGACUUGAUGCUGAUGGAGUAUCCAUGUUCGAGAACACAGCGUUGAUCCUUUCUGGUCUCAAGCAUAAAAAUAUCGUCUCUUUUCUUGGGUAUAGUGGGGAUCCAUAUUGGAUUUUCAUCGUAAGCGAGUAUGAGAGCAAAAGAAGUCUCGAUGAGCAUCUAAGGGAGGCAUCAACACUCUCAUGGAUGGAAAGAUUGCAGAUAUGUGCUGGUAUUGCUCAUGGAUUAAGUUACCUCCAUUACGAGGAGGGACGUGAUUAUAGUGUCAUACAUUGCAACAUCAAAAGCUCUUCAAUUCUGCUAGAUGACAACUGGGAGCCCAAAAUAUUUCGGCUUUGGAAGGAAGCAUGGAGUGAUGACGAAGAUGGGGAGUCGUUAGUUGAAUCGGCCAGAUCACACUAUGAAGAAGAAACUUUGGAGGAUUUGAUUGAUACGGAUGUAUGGGAAGAAAUGGACGAGAAAUCAAUUAAAAUCUUCUCAGAAACAGCAUAUUCGUGUCUCAAGGAGCAGCGAGCACAUCAACCAAGUAUGGAUCAAAUUGUCAGACAACUAGACAAAGCAUUGCAACUCCAAAUGAAAUUCGAAAACCUUGAAGAUUCAGGAGGCGAGAGUACUGAAGUUACAUCUUUUGACCGGCUGAAGGGGAAAGAUUUCGAACACUUGAAGAUUGGACUGAGUGAUAUAGAGUUUGCCACUGAGAAUUUUGCUGAACGUUACUGCAUUGGGUCAGGCGGAUAUGGCAAGGUGUAUAAAGCAGUACUUCAUCUUGAUCAGGGGACAAAUUCUUCCACAAUAGAAGAGAAUAAUAAGGAUGAAUUAAUGCGUAAAACUGUGGCUAUAAAGCGCAUCUUUAGUAGAGGAGACAAACAAGGGGAAGAUGGGGUGGCCUAUGAUAAAAUUUAUAUGGCCGAGGAUGAGAAAGGACUGGGACCCAUCGCAAGACGACACUAUGAUAAAGGAACACUUAAGGAAUUGAUAGAUCCUGUUCUGAAGCAAGAGAGUGAUGAAAUCUUUUUUACUCAAAAUGAAGGUCUCAGUGAAGAGUCUUUGGCCACAUUUUUCGAAAUCGUUUAUGGAUGUUUGGCAGAAUCUCAAGCCAAACGUCCAAAAAUGGAAGUCGUCAUUAAGGAGCUUGAGCAAGCACUGUUUCUUCAAGAAAACUUCAAGAACAACCUCAAAUUUUCACUUGAACACAUAAAGUUGGCAACACAAAGCUUCAAGAGAAGAUCGACCAACAGCAGCCCAAGUGUUGAUGCAACUCAAGAAAGCAUUGGAAUUCCAAGCAGAUUAUGA
Molecule: messenger RNA, 1470 nt
Organism: Lactuca virosa
Lineage: Eukaryota; Viridiplantae; Streptophyta; Magnoliopsida; Asterales; Asteraceae
Source: the annotation of a GenBank genome assembly